Messenger RNA from Labeo rohita (rohu), 7384 nucleotides. It is a transcript of the gene prdm16, whose product is annotated as PR domain containing 16. Lineage: Eukaryota; Metazoa; Chordata; Actinopteri; Cypriniformes; Cyprinidae. Gene Ontology annotation, molecular function: DNA-binding transcription activator activity, RNA polymerase II-specific; RNA polymerase II cis-regulatory region sequence-specific DNA binding; protein binding. Gene Ontology annotation, biological process: regulation of transcription by RNA polymerase II. The record is from RefSeq and is a predicted model, not a curated record. The coding region runs from base 207 to 4199 and encodes 1330 amino acids. The transcript is spliced from 17 exons. Gene Ontology annotation, cellular component: nucleus.
AUAAGUGAUCUAAAGGAGACACGAUAGGACAAAAAGUGAUGAUGAUGAAUACAUUGGAAAGUUUUUUGGCCCUGACGAGGGUGUCAGAUUGAAUGGCCUGUGCGCAUGUGCGAAGGUGUCCAAACUGACAAUGCUCGUGAGAUGAAGAUAGCGCUGCUGCUGCUUCUGAGCUCAAGGAGGACGCGAGGAAUCUACAAGCCGACAAGAUGAGAUCCAAGGCGAGGGCGAGAAAACUGGCCAAAAAUGACAGUGAGGCAGUAGACAGCAUGUACGACACAGAGCCCAAUCUCGUGACCGGUGAGAGUGCAGAGGAGGAGACAGAAGACAGCAUCAUGUCCCCCAUUGCAGUGGGACCCACGUCCCCUCAGCCCUGCAACGAGGACUUCACUCCUAAAGAGGGCUCACCCUACGAGGUGCCCGUCUACAUUCCCGACGAUAUUCCCAUCCCUGGCGACCUGGAGCUCCGCGAGUCGUCCGUUCCAGGGGCUGGCCUAGGAAUCUGGGCCAAAGUCAAAAUUCACAUGGGAGAACGCUUUGGACCAUACAACGGACUGCAGAGCGCCACGAUGAAAGAGACCACUUAUGGAUGGGAGCAAAUGCUGAAUGAUCAUGAAACGUCAUCUCAAGACAGCUGUAUUAAAAAGGUAAUGGACAACAUGGGUAAUGUGAAGUUCUGUCUGGAUGGAGCUCUGGAGGCCAGCGGGAGCUGGCUUAAAUAUGUGCGAACUGCCCCGUCCCAUGAAGAGCACAACCUGGCCAUAUGCCACAUCAGCGAAGAUCAGAUCUAUUAUAAAGCUAUUAGAGAUAUUGAAAUAGGGGAGGAGUUACUGGUUUACAUGAAGGACGGAGUUUUCCCCGAGGGCUCAAUGGCACCGAACCUGGAAGAUGAGCAGAUGUACCGCUGUGAACACUGUGAUGAGCUCUUCACAUCAAAGCUGGAGUUACGGCGGCAUCAGAAAUACUCCUGCAGUAGCAGCAACUCUAUCUUUGACUCACUAAGCGAAGACUUCAAACAGGAGCGCGAAGACAGCGAUGAGCCGGUGCACGAGUGCAAAGACUGUGAAAAGAUCUUCCCUAGCGAAUACAGUCUCGGGCAGCAUAUGAUCGUACACACAGAGGAAAGAGAGUACAAGUGCGACCAGUGCCCCAAAGCCUUCAACUGGAAAUCCAACCUCAUUCGUCAUCAGAUGUCACAUGACAGUGGCAAGCGUUUCGAGUGUGAAAACUGUGAUAAGGUGUUCACAGACCCCAGCAACCUCCAGCGCCACAUCCGCUCUCAGCACGUCGGUGCCCGAGCCCACACCUGCCCUGAGUGUGGCAAGACCUUUGCCACCUCGUCGGGCCUCAAGCAGCACAAGCACAUACACAGCAGUGUCAAGCCUUUCAUCUGUAAGUCUGAGCAGUCUUGUCUAAGCCUCAGAUACAAUUACCAGUGUCCAAAGACCUCCCGGCUAGCUCCACCCCAAGAUUGUGACAGCUGUUGUUUUAUAGGUGAGGUGUGUCACAAAUCGUAUACCCAGUUCUCUAACCUGUGCCGUCACAAACGGAUGCAUGCAGACUGCCGCACCCAGAUCAAGUGUAAAGACUGUGGGCAAAUGUUCAGCACUACCUCCUCCCUCAACAAGCACCGGCGCUUUUGCGAGGGCAAGAACCAUUAUAAUCCCGGAGGCAUAUUCACACCGGGCAUACCAAUGACAUCCAGUCCCAUUUUAGGCAAGUCCAAGUCUCACCCUGGCUUGAACCAUAGUGGACUUGGCUUCGGCGAUUACUUCCCAUCCAGGCCGCAUCAUGCAGGUUUGCCCUUUUCCCCAGCACCCCCUGCAUUCCCAGCCCUUUCCCAUGGCUUCCCAGGGAUCUUUCCCCCAUCGCUAUAUCCUAGACCGCCAUUGUUACCUCCUAGUCCGCUGCUCAAGAGCCCAAUUAGUAACAGUCAAGAUGGGAAGCUGCCUCCUCUUGAUGCUCCCACUCUUUCUGCGGUCUCAUCCAUGAACAGCAAUGGCAAUGUAGGGAGCAGUCUCAGCAGCCAGUCAGAGGAGAAUCGAGAGUCCAAACUGGACUUGUCGUUCCACGACAGCAAGAAUAAGGUGAAGAUGAACGACAUGUCUGACGGUAGUGACUUGGAAGACGUUAACACGUCUAGCGGCACCGAUUUGGACACCACCACUGGCACGGUGUCUGGCUCAGACCUAGAAAGUGAGGCAGAGAGCGAACGGGAGAAGAGCAGGAGAAAACCAGUCCAGGAGAGCAAGCAGGACGAAGUGAGCAGCAGUUCAGUAUCUGUCUCCAGUUCAGGGAACCUCCCUUGCGAGCGUCCGUUCUUCUCCUCCCAGCAUUCCUUUUUCCCACCGCCAGAAGAGCAAGCACUUCCACCCUCCGGGGCCACCACUGACUCCAUUAAAGCCAUUGCCUCCAUUGCAGAAAAGUAUUUUGGCCCAGGCUUCAUGGGCUUGCAGGAGAAGAAGAUGGGCUCCUUAAACUACCAUUCCAUGUUCCCUUUCCAAUUUCUUCCCAACUUCCCACAUUCCUUGUACCCAUUCACAGACAGAGCACUCAAUCCUGGCAUGUUCUUCAAACCUGAGCCUAAAUCCCCUCGUGAGCACAUACAGAAAUUACCUACAGCCACUGGUGCGGAUUCACCCUUUGACCUAACCACCAAACCCAAGGAGGUCAAACCUCUUCCGCCACCUCCCAGCAAGCCAGCCUUGCCACCCAAUACCCCCUUGGCCCCUGGCGAGGAACAACCUCUGGACCUCAGCAUAGGCAGUCGAAGCCGAGCCAGCCAGAACGGUGGCACACACGAACAGCGCAAAAAUCACGUCUAUGGCGCAAACUGCAAAGCAGCUAAAGAUGAACACCCAGCACUAACUCAGAACUUGCACCAGCCCCAGAUGCCUCAGCCGCAAGUAUCCCUUCCCCAGCCACCUCCUCCCCAGCAGCAGCCGUCACUCCACUACGCCAAGCCCUCGCCAUUCUUCAUGGACCCCAUCUACAGCAGGGUGGAGAAGAGGAAGCUAUUAGAUCCAGUAGGAGCUCUAAAGGAGAAGUACCUGAGGCCGGCACCACUACUCUUCCAUCCUCAGGUGUCUGCGAUGGAAAACAUGACUGAGAAGUUGGAAAGCUUCAGCGCUCUGAAACUGGAUGCUCCCAAUUCCCUCCAGCACUCCUCACACCACCUUUUUAACUUCCGCUCCCCGCCUCCCUCUCUCUCCGAUGCUAUCUUACGCAAAGGCAAGGAGCGAUACACCUGCAGGUACUGUGGGAAAAUCUUUCCCAGGUCAGCUAAUCUUACAAGGCACUUACGAACACACACAGGAGAACAACCCUACAGGUGUAAAUACUGUGACCGUUCAUUCAGCAUCUCCUCCAACCUCCAACGGCAUGUUCGUAACAUUCACAACAAGGAAAAACCUUUCAAGUGCCACCUCUGCAAUCGCUGCUUCGGUCAACAGACCAAUCUGGACCGCCAUUUAAAGAAACAUGAACACGAGAAUAUUCCAGUGAGUCAGCAGUCUGGGAUCCUCUCGAAUUUAGGAACAAAUAUUUCCUCACCGAACUCUGAGUCUGACAAUCAUGCACUUUUGGAUGAGAAGGAGGACUCGUAUUUCUCAGAGAUUAGGAACUUCAUCUCCAAUAGUGAGCUGAACCAGGCCUGUAGCUCCUCGGAGAAAAGGCCAGAGCUGACGGAGGAGGAUCAGCCUCAGAGUCACACUCACGCUGCCUCAAAACUGGAGGAGGAAGAUGAGGAGAUAGAGGGAGAUGAUGAAGACGAGGAAGGCUCGUUGACAGAAAAGUCACAGGACGAGACGGCCUCUCCCGCCACUAUGGUGCAGGGCACUUAUGACGAGGACGAGGAGCCGACCCCUCUCCCUAUGUCUUACGAACACACGCGCAGGUGUAUUGAGGAGGAUGCAGGCCUAUUAGAUCUGGAACCUCUGGCUGGUUUCCCCAAAGGCCUGGAAUUCCAUAAGGCUGGCGAGGAGCCCUAUGACAUAAAAGACAUUUUUAGCACCUCGGUAGAGUCGGAGGCGCUGAAAGAAACACUUUUCAGGCAGGCUAAAACACAGGCUUAUGCAAUGAUGCUCUCUCUGUCUGAGAACACCAAUCUGCAUUCAUCCUCCCAGAACUCCUUGGAUGCCUGGCUCAACAUGGGAGGAGGGCCGUCGGAGGCGAGCUCCUUUCACCCCCUCAACAACAUCUGAGAACAUGUAUAAGACAAAAGAGAGAUGGAGGGAGAAAGGAGGAGAGGGCAAAAGACCAACAUGAAGACCAGCAAUGCCACAGUAGAUGAACCACCACUAUGCGCGCCACGCGGAGUAGAACGUACUGUUGAGCGAAACAGACACAGACGGGAGAGUUUUAAUACACAGCAUUAAAAACACGACUGAAAUCAGCGAAUCCCAGCCAUACAGCAUCUUUCCUGUCUGCAACUAGCCACUAUAGUGAUGCUCUCUCCUCAUCAGCUGAUUCAAGAGGGAGCGAUGCAUUCGAAUGACUCUGAAAUCACCUCAUUUGCAAUGAUAUGCAUUUCACAGAGACUGCUCUCAAGGGUUUGUAACAUGUUCUCGGAGAAGCCCAAGAAGGCUUGAGUGGACAGGGUAGUUGAUGUUUCUUCAACUGGAGAUUUGAACCGUUUCGACACAGCAUUCCAUUCUCACGUUGAUUUUCUACAGCACUGUACCAAGGUUUCCUUUAUAUUAACUCACAGCCGAAGUCUUACAGUAGAUCGUUAGAGCAGACAUCAGCAUUGAUUUCCAAUGGUAAUACAAGCACUUAAGUCUAGCCCACAACUAGCAUGCUAACUUUCCCCCAAGAAUGCAGUUUGUAAGCCACUGUCUCAAAAGUAAAUGCUGGAAGUCACUGGGAAACCUUUGAGAUUUGCGUUCGGCUGCGCGACGUUGUCUCGUCCCCAGCCGGAUCUUCACACGAUAAAUCACGCAGCACGGUUGUUCAUGUGUAUAGCAUCACGCUCAUUGUAAUUAUUGUUGUUAUGGUAAGUAUUUUAGCUGUAUACAACCUUUAGUCCCAACUGAAAGUUUGUUUUUAAGAGUUAAAUUAUUUCUCCAAAUCUUUUCUCCUUUUCUUGCGUUCAGCUUUUUUUCUAUGUGAUUUGUUCUUCGGUAAACAGUAUUGUUUCUUUUUAAGCACAUCUGUGCUUUAAUGUUAAUAUAAUUCUUUAGUGAAGGACCAAAUUUGUACAAUAUUGUUGUAUGAUGUACAAACUAAGUUAACCGUUGGUAGCAGAGAGUGUCGUGUGCCAAAUAACCCCAUUUUCUUUGACAAUCAUUUCUUUCCCAAGUGGUCGCCUCCACUGUUAGUAGUUUUUGUUUUGUUUUGUUUUGUUUUGUUUUUCCUCUGUUGUUGCUACUUACAUGAGUGUUUGUCUUUUAUUUAUUUUUGAUUUAGAUUUUUUUUUUCUGAUUAAUGAAAAAAUGAAGAAAAAUGAUUUACCCACUCAUUUGAAGGAAUGAAAUGACUAAAAUAUCAUGAAAAUUCAGAAUUGUUCAAGUUCUUCGUAGAGAAGCAAGUUGCCAAAAUCUGAAUUACAAAAGAACGUGUUUAAUAUUAUGAGCACAUAAUCAUGAAGUCUGGUUUAUGAUGCAUUUGUUCAACCAUUUAGAAAAGUAGGCACUGCGUGAUUUAAGAAAAAUUAAAAAAGUAAAAAAAAAAUCUCUUUAAAAUAUCAGGUAACUCAAUAGAGGGGCAUUAUAUGUUGACUUUUUUACACUCAUAAUCAAACAUCUUCAUAAGGAAAAUGGGUCGACAGUAUAUCUCUGGGUUCAGAUCGCAUGUUUUCAUGUCCCAUUUAUUUUGGGAAGAGCCAUAUACAUCGUAUCAAAUUCUACAUUAUUGAAAUACUUAAUAUUAUGCGUCCCAGAAAAGACACCAUAAGUGAGAGGGCUACAAGGGAUUGUGAUCAAAUGGUGAGCAGCGACAUAUAACGUUCACAAGAGCAUUGAGGUUUUUGAGAGAUGCCCAAAUCCAAAUACAUAUGAGUCCUUAUCCAACUCCUGAACUGUGAAGCCAGCGAAUGAAUCGUAAACAGCUGAAUGCAUAUCAUGAAUGUGUAGAAUAGAUUUAAUAUGUAGGUUAUGAGUCAAACUUGCUCAGAAAGUUACCUUCUCUUGAUUGUCUUUUUGGUCAGGAAUUCACUCUCUGGAAUCUGCACUUAAAUCGAACGCACCCGUGUCUGCCUAGUUCAUACUUUUCUUUACAUCUGAGCUCUUAUCUUAGUACUGAUUUUAAUGAUUUUUUUUUUUAAAAGGCUGGUUUUAACAAGCACUUUAACUCUUGGGUCAAACAGGCAUUUUUAUCGUAUGCUUUUAAAUAAAACGGCGAGAAUAUUCAAGAGUGGUCAGAAGAGUUGGUUUUGAACUCAAACAAUUCUGUUUUCACUGCAAACACAAAUCAGACAAGAAGGACUUGACUGGUCUUUCACAGGGAAUCAAUCUGCUUGAAAACGCUGUGUAAAAACUUGCAGCAGUGUCGUAUUUCAACACGCUACCAGGUGGCACUCUGUGUAAUCUUACCUGUUUCAUACUGUAUCUCCUCACUAUAUCAUUUACUCAAACCCUUGAGUAAAAAGCCUGUUUGAUGCAUAGGAUUGCUGGAUGGAAUUAAGAGUAUGGAGAAGUCAUGUCACAUACUACUGUACUUAGCAAGCGCUGUAGGUGAAGAAACUGACCCACACUGUUAAAAUCGUCUUGGAAAAAAUGGUCAAAAAAAUGAACAAUGCAGAUGUCCUUGGCCCACUGUUACAUUGGAAACAAACGUAUCAUUUCAAAAGCCACAGAUAACGUGGUUUCUCUAAAAAAAGUGUAUAGUAUUUCAAAAAAAAAAAAAAAAUGGCAUUGAUAUGUCCUAAAAUUCAUUUUAAACAUGGGUUUGAAAAUAGAUGGUGCUUGUUUCAUUUGGAUAUGAGUUGUAUAUUGCUUCUGUUAUGUUUAUUAAAAAUAUUGUGCAUGACUUGUGUUUUAGAGGUCAUAAUGGUGUCCAUUUGUGAAAUGUGUAUCUUAAAUUAAAAGGAAAAAAAAAAUAAUAAAAAAAAAUAAUAAUGAAUUUGUAGAUGCACUUAUUGUACAUGUGGUUAGGUUAGUAGGUUUGACUUUAAGUCCUGUUUACUGCCUUAAAUACUAUGGGCAGAUGGUUAUUGAACUGAACAAUAUGCUUGUGGGAGAGAAAUAAUGACAAAAUUUAAGGAUUGUAGAAUAAUACUGAAAAUUCUGAAGUUCUUUUUGAUGCUUGUGAUUACUGAAGAUGUACUUUAGAGCAAUUUCAUGGAAAAGACAUGAUUCUGAUGUUAAUUCUGUAGAAUAGAUAUGUAUACCAAAUGUAAUCUUUCCAAUGCUAUGAAGAAUUUAUACAUGAAAUUGAUAUGCAAUAAAAA